AUGGAAGAAGAAGUACAUUCUCCUAUAGAUGAAGCAAUGGAAGAAACAACCGCGCCGUUGCUAGAGUACACAGAAACAUUGCAGAUUUCCUACAGUCCAGACAUGGAACACUUCGAGGACGUAAAACAAUGCCGCUGCGAUGCUUGUAAAGAUACCAUCGAAUCAUUGAAGCACAGCAGCUGGCGUGGAGAAGUACGCAGAAGGAAGAACUAUGGACGCCAAGAAAAGGAGCUAGUAAAGCGCUUCCUCGAAUUUGCUAAGGAGAUGAAGAUCAAGCUCAAAGACACAUGCGCGAAGGCGUUAUUCAGUUCGCCCAUCGAGAUCACUGCCCUUGCACCGGGCAUUUCGAAAAGGACGAUAUGCCGUAUGGGACACACGCGAGCGCCAAAUACAGAAGGGAAUGUUCACACCAGAAAGAAGAGGAGGUUGGCUGCCGUCAAGAAGCAUGGCCCAGCCUGGGGCGAAAUCGUCAAGCAGACAAUCCAUCAGAAGCUGCGAGACGAAGAAGGCGUAACCAUGAGAGACCUUCUUCAAGAAUUGUCCUCAGCCCACGAGAACUUCACCUUAUCGUACACCACGCUGUACAGGCUAGUCAGAGGGCUGGAUUUUUCCUACAAGAAAAACCAAAGGCAGAGAAUAAUUUUUGAAAGGUCUGACUUAGUCGCCAAGAGGGAGCGAUAUCUGAAAGCUAUAGCUCUGGCAAGAGAGAAGGAAGAGUAUUUGGUCUACAUGGACGAAACUUGA
Messenger RNA from Cylicocyclus nassatus, 744 nucleotides. The record is from the annotation of a GenBank genome assembly. NCBI's taxonomy places the organism in Eukaryota, Metazoa, Nematoda, Chromadorea, Rhabditida, Strongylidae.